GCAUGCGCAGUAGUAGACGGAGGUCGGGGAGUGUCUGAGCGGCUCGUUGGAUGGACUGUAGCCCGCAGACACUGAGGCCAAGGCGAACAUCUGCAUGAACAAUGAACCGGCGGACUUGGGGAGGAAAUCAUUUGGUGAAGCGGACGUGAGCUGGACGUGAGACGGGAGAGUCGGGGACAUGAGACGAACUCUUGGUGAGCCUCCAAAUCUGCUGGAUGUCAUGAGUUGGCCAUCUGUUGUGGAAAUCCACUUAAACCUGCGAGCAGAUUAACAAAUAAAGGGAUCCAAGGCAUCAGUCAGGACAUUUCCUUGCCGGGGACGCCUGGAAAGUCCUAAUUGGCGGUGGAGGGAUGCUGAGGGCCACGGCGGGCUCGGCGGAGGAGAGGGAUGAGGAGGAUGAAGGCGAAGAAGAGCUGAGGGACGGAGGGGUGCCUUUCUACGUGAACAGGGGGGGCCUCCCGGUGGAUGAGGAGACUUGGGAGAGGAUGUGGCGCCAUGUGGCUCGGAUCCACCCCGGCGGCGAAGCGCUGGGGAAGGAGAUAAGGGGAGCCACAGACCUGCCCAAGAUUCCAGUACCGAGCGUGCCUACAUACCAGCCUACCACCCCUAUCCCACAGCGCCUGGAAGCCAUACAGAAGUACAUCAGGGAAUUGCAAUACAAUCACACAGGAACACAGUUCUUCGAGAUAAAGAAAAGCCGUCCUCUUACUGCGUUAAUGGACAUCGCUAAAGAAAUGACACGGGAAGCUCUGCCAAUCAAGUGUUUGGAGGCCGUGAUCCUGGGGAUUUACCUCACCAACAACAUGCCCGGUGUGGAGCGCUUCCCCCUCAGCUUUAAGUCUCAGUUCUCAGGGAACUACUUCUACCACAUUGUGCUGGGAGUUCACAGCGGGGGACGCUUUGGCGCGCUGGGCACGAGUCGCAGGGAGGACCUCAUGUUCAAGCCCCUGGAGUUCCGAACCCUGAUGGAGCUGGUUCAGGAAUACGAAGGGGCCUACAGGGGCUACUGGCACACCCUGCGCAAGGUCAAGAUCGGCCAGUACGUGUCCCACGACCCACACAGCGUGGAGCAGAUAGAGUGGAAACACUCGAUUCUGGACGUGGACAGGCUGAGCAAGGAGGAGCUUCGGAAGGAGCUGGAGAGACACACCCGGGACAUGAGACUGAAGAUUGGAAAGCCGGCACCUCCAUCUCCCACCAAAGACAGGAGAAACAGCAUGGGUUCACCACUCAGAGGGCCGAGCAGCCCCAUACGGAGGAUCAGCCGUGUUGAGAGACGCCCCUCCGGAGACAAGAAGGUCUUGGAACAAAAAUCAUCAACAGACAUGAGCGGAUACCAGAUUCGUGUCUAAAGAAGAAUCGUUGUAGUUUGGACUACAAGGCACCAGGCCAGUGAUUAACUCUUAAGACUUCAUUUUUUUUGGUACACAUUGGCCUAUUCAGAGGAUUCCACAGUGAAUAGGUCACCAGCAACUUUUCUUCCCAAAACAAAUGCCUCAUUCAGCUUUUCUAUGUUACUACAGGCUUUUUUUCUGUAGCGGCUACUGUGCAUAGUAAUUGGUGCUGGCAGUGCUCCCGACUUCUAAAAACAGAGAGUAAAAUGUAAACAUUUUUUAAACAGCUGCAGAGUUUUGCUACCUUCACGUAAAACGCGGCCCUCGCCUGAAGCUGGGCGGAAGUGCCGCUCGGUGUAAAUGUGCUCCCGGACAUAUCAUGGAUCUCCGCGCUGUCAUUAUGUUCAGCAAAAAGCUCUUAAGGCCCGUCUGCAAUCCGUAUCGUCGUACUGUAUGUGUGCAAAUACGUGUCAUGUAAUGUAAAUCCACUUAGACGCCGCUGGGCACCCAUUUCUUGUGUAGGGACUAGUUUGCAAACCACUACCCUUGUGCCUUGUAUAAAAAUUCAAUGAGAAGAAAAAUACUUCGUUAACACUGGAUUGAAUACACAAUAUACAUACUUACAUGCAUAUAAAAGUGUAAGGAGCCAGAGUUAUUCUGGCUGCAGGAUAUUAAACCUUUCACAUGAACCAACACAAUUAUCAAGGUGACUAAUAGCAAAGCUGCUGGCUGAUCUAGUCUGCAUCUGACGCAGAUGUAACGCAACAGGAAUUUGUAUGUAAGUAUGUAUUGUACAACUGCUUUAUAUAUUGGUUUUCAAUUUUUAUUUGUAGCAAAUGUAUCCAGUAUUUCACUUGCCUUAUCCAAGCACCUGACUUCCAUUUAAAGGCUAAGCAGUUCGUUUACAGCACUUUUACCUGCAUUUUGUAUUUUUUUUAAUGGGAAAUUCGGUCAUUUUAUACUUCUUUCGGUGCAGGCGGUCGCCAGUAAACACUUUACCACACAGUGUUUUGAACAGUGCCACGGUGGACAUUUUUAUCUGUACAGUCAGUAUUGUCCGUUUUAAUUUUGGUGUUCUGUAACGCACUUGUUUUGUAGGAAAAGUUGAUUUACAGGAUCAAAAUAAAGGGGCACCAUGAUUGUG
Mugil cephalus (flathead mullet) is the source of this 2478-nucleotide messenger RNA. RefSeq names its product vasohibin 1 (gene vash1). Gene Ontology annotation, cellular component: cytoplasm. NCBI's taxonomy places the organism in Eukaryota, Metazoa, Chordata, Actinopteri, Mugiliformes, Mugilidae. The record is from RefSeq and is a predicted model, not a curated record. The transcript has 8 exons. Bases 351 to 1352 code for a protein of 333 amino acids. Gene Ontology annotation, biological process: regulation of angiogenesis.